GAAGCGGGCAGUUUCAAGUGAUGUCGCUCUAGACAAAUCUCCAAAGGAAAAGAACUUCAACCGUCGAUGUUCGUCUUCUAUUUCACUGGUCGGUGAAACAUCUCAAGACUCCCUCGACCGAAAAAGACGCGUUCAGCACUUUUGGCUCCCCGCUGCUCACUCCACCCGGCACCCCCUGUCGACCUACCUCUGCCCCCCCCCCCACCUCCAGCCCUCUCAUCUCCUGCACCCACCCCACAACCACCCCUCUGCUGCCGCUCCCAAGCUGCAACCAUGGCUCCUACCCUGACCACGGCCUUCGCCAGGCGCUGGUGGAUGGCGGUGACGGCCAUCAUAGAGAACCUGCUCUUCUCGGCUGUGCUGCUGGGCUGGGGGUCCCUGCUCAUCAUGCUCAAGUCUGAGGGCUUCUACUCCUACAUGUGCACCGAGGAAGGCAACGCCACCUCCUACAACGUGUCGACGCCCCCGGAAAGGCCCCCGCGGCCUCGGAGGACGAGUUAUGCCGGCUGGGAUGCCGACGUGAUGGGCCUGGGCGACGGCGUGGAGGCGCGGCCGCUGGCCCCCGAGGGCCUCAUGCGGAUGAACGGCUGGCUGAUCUGCAAGGAGCAGGACGAGAUGCUCAACAUGGCCUUCACCGUGGGCUCCUUCCUCCUCAGCGCCAUCACCCUGCCCCUGGGCAUCGUCAUGGACAAGUACGGGCCCCGCAAGCUCCGCCUCCUGGGCAGCACCUGUUUUGGUUUCUCCUGCCUCCUCAUUGCCUAUGGAGCCUACAACCCCAAUGAACUCUCAGUCCUCAUUUUCAUCGCUCUAACUUUCAACGGAUUCGGAGGCAUGUGUAUGACGUUCACCUCUCUCACGUUGCCCAGUAUGUUUGGGGACCUGCGUUCCACCUUCAUAGCUCUGAUGAUCGGCUCCUAUGCUUCUUCCGCCGUUACGUUCCCUGGACUCAAGGUGAUCUAUGACCUGGGCGUGACCUUCAUCACUAUCCUGGUGGUGUGGGCGGCCUGUGCCGGCCUCGUCUUCCUCAACUGCUUCUUCAACUGGCCCCUGGAGCCCUUCCCUGGACCCGAGGAUAUGGACUACACUGUCAAGAUCAAAUUCAGCUGGCUGGGAUUCGACCACAAGAUCACCGGGAAGCAGUUCUACCAGCAGGUGACGACCGUGGGCCGUCGUCUGAGCGUGGGCAACGCCCUGAAGGAGAGGGAGCAGGUCCCUAAGGAGGGCAACAAGCUCUGCCUGUCCACCACGGACCUGGAGGUGCAGUGCAAGGAGGAGGAGUCCCAGUCUUUCCUGCACAGCAUCACCAGUCCUCUCUUCAUCCUGAGCCUGGUGACCAUGUCCAUCACCCAGCUGCGCCUCAUCUUCUACAUGGGAGCCAUGAACAACAUCCUGGAGUCCCUCAGCGAUGGAGACCUCAACACAGUGAGUCUGUACUCCUCCAUCUUUGGGGUGCUGCAGCUGCUCUGCCUGAUGACCACCCCAGUGAUUGGUCAGAUCAUGGACUGGAAGCUGAAAGACUGUGAUGAUGGAGAUGAGGAGAAGGAGCCCAGCAUCAAGGACCCGUCCAAGUCAAAGCGCAGAGACAAGACCAUCCAGAAGGUGACAAAUGCAAUGAGAGCCUUCAUUGUCACCAACGUCCUAUUGGUGGGAUUUGGCAUCACUUGCCUGGUGCCCAACCUCCCUCUUCAGAUUCUGUCGUUCAUCCUGCACACUGUUGUCCGAGGGUUCAUCCACUCAGCCACAGGAGGUCUCUAUGCUGCUGUGUACCCGUCCGGUCAGUUCGGCAGUCUGACAGGGAUGCAGUCUCUGGUCAGCGCCCUGUUCGCUCUGCUGCAGCAGCCUCUCUUCAUGGCCAUGAUGGGACCACUGGAAGGAGACCCACUCUGGGUGAACGUGGGCCUGUUGGGCCUCAGCCUGCUGGGCUUCAUGCUGCCGCUGUACCUGGUCUGCUACAGACGCACCCUCCACAGGCAGCGGCUAGAGAAGGACGACAACGCCAAGAUCUACGUCAAGAUCAACGGCUCCUCCAAGCACGAGGCCUUCGUCUAGAGGGGUGGGGGAGAAGGAGCGAGCGGGGGGGGGGGGGGGGG
Messenger RNA from Osmerus eperlanus (European smelt), 2090 nucleotides. RefSeq names its product solute carrier family 43 member 2b (gene slc43a2b). Gene Ontology annotation, molecular function: L-amino acid transmembrane transporter activity; neutral L-amino acid transmembrane transporter activity. The record is from RefSeq and is a predicted model, not a curated record. Gene Ontology annotation, biological process: neutral amino acid transport; transmembrane transport. NCBI's taxonomy places the organism in Eukaryota, Metazoa, Chordata, Actinopteri, Osmeriformes, Osmeridae.